AUGGCUGAAGAAAAAUAUUUUGAACCAGACAUUGAUCAUAUAAAGAUUCAUAUGGAUGUCAACUUGGAUGCACCGGGUGCGAGGCACUGCUUGGUUGAUAGGAUGAAAUCUAGUUCUCGACAAAUUCGUUACAGGUUACAUAAGCAUUACAAGAAGUAUGCAACCCUACAAGAUGCUAAGAAUAAUAAACCACCAUUUUGUGCUAGUAAAGAAAAUUGGGACGAACUCUGUGAUUAUUUUGCAUCAGCUAAGUUCAAGCAUCAAAGUUCAAUUAACUCUAUGAAUCGACAAAUGUUAAGGACCCCGCAUAUAUCUGGCAGAACUCCUUUUUCUACACUUCAACAUGAAAUUGCUCAGAAUAAUGCUAAUGGAGAUGCUAAUGGAGAUUCUAAUGGAGAUGUUAAUGGAGAUGCUGGGGACAUAAUUAAGUUCUAA
Messenger RNA from Striga hermonthica, 435 nucleotides. Lineage: Eukaryota; Viridiplantae; Streptophyta; Magnoliopsida; Lamiales; Orobanchaceae. The record is from the annotation of a GenBank genome assembly.